Molecule: messenger RNA, 462 nt
Organism: Rodentolepis nana
Lineage: Eukaryota; Metazoa; Platyhelminthes; Cestoda; Cyclophyllidea; Hymenolepididae
Source: the annotation of a GenBank genome assembly
AUGUCAGCCCUAUUCUUGAUGUUGGAAGGAGAUCUAGAAAACAAUAAGGUAUAUCAAAGUGAUCCUACAGCCAGAGUUAAUCGUCGGAAUCGUCCGAUAUUAAUUCAGAUGAAACCAGAGGACGAUAUCAUCACGAUUGGUCGACAUGGUUCAGAUGGGAAUCUGAGUUACAGUCUAGAGAGUUGUUUCGUGCAAGAUCUCAUCUCACCGCUGCAUGCAACAAUUAGGCGAACAGCAAAUGGAAACUUUGAGCUAGAAGAUCACAGCACCAAUGGCACCUACGUGAAUUAUCGACGUGUGAACGGAAGGACUAUCCUAAACGACGGCGAUGUUGUUUGUUUUGGGCACCUGGAUGCUGGAUUUAUCAACCCGGGUGAUGAAGUACCACAGUAUAAAUAUGACUUAAAGUAUACGGUGGCAAUCGCCCCUGAAGAUGAUGAGAUCUUCUCAUUUCCACUUUAA